Messenger RNA from Soboliphyme baturini, 486 nucleotides. The record is from the annotation of a GenBank genome assembly. NCBI's taxonomy places the organism in Eukaryota, Metazoa, Nematoda, Enoplea, Dioctophymatida, Soboliphymatidae.
AUGACGCGCAUAGACGUUUCGAUUAUCACAGCCGAUCUCAGCGUGAAAGUGGUUACCGAGUACAGUACAUGGCCAGGUGUAUUUGGCCUUCACGAGUUGCAGGCUAAACAGGGAUCUUUGACUGAAGAGAAAGAUCAAGAAGAUCGACAAUGCAGUCAGAAAGCUAGAGUGGCAAACAGUGUUCAAGAGGGUGGCACAGCUGUCUGCGGGGUGCACAUCUGUUUUUUCCAAAUCGUCGCCGCCUUGGCGCUGGGUGCGUCUUUGGAGUCGAACGCAGCUACUGGAUUUCUGUACACGAUCGACAAAACGGCGCACAGCACUGGACGCCUCGUGACGAGUACUCUGACGAUGUUUCUGGUCAUCUAUGGUCAUUACAUACUCGACGUUUUUUCGAAAUACUACGCCAUUCUGAUGGUGUUUUCUGGACUGCACGUCGUUUACUGGCUGGUGCUGCGUAUGCAGUUUAGAAAGGUGCCAUUCACUUGA